Molecule: messenger RNA, 636 nt
Organism: Striga asiatica
Lineage: Eukaryota; Viridiplantae; Streptophyta; Magnoliopsida; Lamiales; Orobanchaceae
Source: the annotation of a GenBank genome assembly
AUGGAGGAAGCUCCAAAAGCCGCUGCCCCAACUGAAGAACAGCCCGACUCCUCUUCAAUAUCAACACCGUCAGCCCACCAUCUAAGGGUCCCGCCGGGACUGACCCCGGAGGAAUUCCAAGAUCUGAAACCGGCGGUGGUCGAAUUCCACACCUACGCGGUCGGCCCCGGGCAGUGCUCCUCCCUGCUCGCGCAGCUCGUCCACGCGCCGCCACGCAACGUCUGGUCCAUUCUCCGCCGAUUCGACCGCCCCCAGACCUACAAGCACUUCAUCAAGAGCUGCCGCACGGCCGAGGGCUUCGCUCUCGCCGCCGGCGACGUCAGGGUCGUCGACGUUGUCUCCGGACUGCCGGCGGCCACCAGCACCGAGAGGCUCGACUUGCUCGACGACGAGCGGCGCGUGACGGGGUUCACCUGCAUCGGCGGGGACCACAGGCUCAGGAACUACCGGUCUGUGACAAGCGUGCACGAGGCGCGUGGCGGGGAGUGGACGGCCGUCCUGGAGUCUUACGUGGUGGACGUGCCGGAGGGGAACACGGAGGAGGACACGCGCCUCUUCGCCGACACAGUCGUGAGGCUGAACCUGCAGAAGCUUGCCUCCGCCGCUGAGGCCGGCGAGCACGACGAGAAGUAUUAA